AUGAAGGAAGCAGAGAGUCAAGAGAUUGAGCCCAAGGAUGAUAAUGCCUCCUCAUCCCCAGGGAUUGAAGCUCUGCAAAGAAUCAUUUCAACGCUGGCAAAUAAGAACGAUGAGAUUCAGAAUUUUAUUGAUACACUAAAUCACACACUGAAAGGACUUCAGGAAAAUUCUUCCAACAUACUUUCAGAAUUAGAAGAAGAAUUUGAUAGUUUGUACUCUAUGUUAGAUGACGUAAAAGAAAGUAUGGUCAGCAGCAUCAAGCAGGAGCAAGUCCGUAAAUCCCAGGAGUUACAGAGUCAGCUUAGCCAAUGUAACAAUGCCCUGGAAAACUCAGAAGAACUCCUAGAAUUUGCAACCAGAUCAUUAGAUAUAAAGGAACCCGAAGAAUUCUCAAAGGUAAACAAAACAAAAAGAAAAUAAACAAAAACACUAUCCUAGUAUACUGAAGGAGUAUUUAAAGAAGAGCUUUGUCAUUUCUGAUACUGUAAAGGUCUUGGGGUUUUUGCUAAAUAAAAUAUAAGGUGUUCACUUAUUUCAAAGCAUGUUUGUUUGUUUUACAGUAUGUAUCUUUGGGAUGAGAAAUUGAUUAUUUUAGUUCUCUUUUUUCAAUUUAAAUGUUUUCUUUUCUCAGUCAUAUCACUAUUGGCAUUUGUUUUAAAGGUUCUUCAGUACUUGAGCCAAGUCGUAAUACUCUGUAGGCCUACUUCAAAUGCUUAGUUACUGACAAAAUGGAAUGGGAUAACUUUGAAGUACAAUUAGUAGACCAGUUGUGAAUUGUUAUAAAGCUGGGAAACCAAUUCUUUCCAUCACUCUGUUUUUAAAUAUCCCAUACUAAAGUCUUUAGGUUGGGCUAAUGUAAUUGGAAACAACAACAAAAUAGCCUUGACUAAAACCCACAAAUGAUUCUUCUCAUACUUCUUUAUCUUCAAGUUCUGCUAUUUAAAUUGUCGGGUUCCUGUUCCUAGAAUGAGAUCUGGAUCUGAAGGGCCUCUCUUUAUCAGCAUUAUACGAUCUGAAAGUGAACAAGAAACAAUGGCACAAAUAUGAUAGGAUUUUAGAACAUGCUUCACACUAUUUUUUGAAUAUUAGAAGUUUGGUUGAUAGUAAAUAUAUGCAAAAAGUUCAGAUGAGAUCUGGAUCAUUAAGUAAAUAGCCAGGAUUCCACAGACUCUGGUUUCUCCUGUCACUAGUACUUGGCUUGCAAAACAGUGCUUGGAUCCUUUGUCAAAAAAAUUAACAUUCCUAUUAUUACCUUGAAUUCAAACCUUGAACUCUUCCAAUGAAAAGAACGGACCAGAACAAUUUCCAAGUCAGCAUAUAAUUAUCUAUCUCCUUCCAACCACUCAUCAGAUUAAAAGGGAAAGAAUGGUUUCCUACCCAUGAGUAUCUACUGUGGAAUGACAGCUGCAAGCUACUGUGAAAGGGGAACAGUGUUUUCUGCAUUUGAUCACAGAUGAAAAGAAAAAAUGGGGCUUAUUUCCUUUUUCUCACUUGCAAUAGCUCACCCCUGGAAUACCUGCUCAGGGCAUGUCAAUCUCUUGAGCACUGAGAAGAGCACACAGGAUGGAGCUCAGUUGUACUCUGCAGGGAGGGUUGAGAGGGUCCUUUAGACUGGUCAGCAAUGCCGAGGUCAGAGAAGGACCUUUAACUAAAGUGUACGUUAGCUUUGAAAUAUUUACUAAACACAUCAUAAAAUAGAACUUUAUCUUGUAUUUCUGAGUGUUGGUGUCUUACAGAAAUGUAGACUACUGUACAAAUGUGCUGGUUAUAAAGAAGGUGUGAGUAGUACUGUACAAAAAUUAGUUUCAGGCUAUUUACUUUUAAGUGAGCAUGUAUGCGUUUGUUCAUUUGUUUUCAGUGUAGUAGUGUUUUGCUUGAAUGUAUGUAUGUGUACCAUGUAUAUGUGUUGUACCCUCAGAGGCUAGAAGACAUCAGAUUG
Molecule: messenger RNA, 1939 nt
Organism: Cricetulus griseus (Chinese hamster)
Lineage: Eukaryota; Metazoa; Chordata; Mammalia; Rodentia; Cricetidae
Source: RefSeq, a predicted model, not a curated record